Molecule: messenger RNA, 4169 nt
Organism: Diprion similis
Lineage: Eukaryota; Metazoa; Arthropoda; Insecta; Hymenoptera; Diprionidae
Gene: tst
Product: helicase SKI2W
Exons: 11
Coding region: 91-3789 (1232 amino acids)
Biological process (GO): nuclear-transcribed mRNA catabolic process, 3'-5' exonucleolytic nonsense-mediated decay
Cellular component (GO): Ski complex
Molecular function (GO): ATP binding; RNA helicase activity; RNA binding
Source: RefSeq, a predicted model, not a curated record
GUGUCAAAAGACUAACCUUUACCGCUUCGAUCGUGCCGAUGAAAGAUUUGUCGACAAAAAAAUUUUCCAAGUUGUCACAAGUGCCGAAAGAUGAACACAAGAGUCAAGGAUUUGUCAGUCAACCUGCCGUUCGGCCCUCCACCAAUUCUCCCAGACAUCAGGAGCGUUCUUAAGGAAUAUAUCGAGUGUCCUGAACGCCUGCCGAUCCAUGAUGUGGAAAAAGUUCAAUGCUACUGGCCUCGAGAGCCGGACAUUCUUGCCCUCCUCAAACACGACGUCGCGCCUGUUGGAACUAACUUGAAGUUUGACAGAGAUCCGAUAACCGGCCGCAUCUCUGACUUGCGGGAAGUUGUUGUUGAAGGCGCUGGUGAAAACCCGAGGAACUCGAUGUCUAUGAGCCGUGCUCCUGGUCCGCCUGCGGAAGGCGUUAGAGGUAGCGCGAGCAAUUUUCCCUUUUGGCCUGGCGGGUUUGAUAUACCAGAACUACCGAAGGAUGUUGCCAGUGUUGAAAUAAACUUUGAGAGUAACCUCAGGACGCUGGCCAAGGGAUUCAAAUCAGGAAUCGAAUUUGCUGCGGAUAAUUGUAUCCCGAGAAACAUUGGCGAUACUCUGGAAAGUCGUACGUCUCCGGCUCCAGAGCCGGAGCCAGAGCAGGAUUCCAAUGCAGAAACAAUAAACCUCAUGGCGAUAGUACAUGAGCAGGAAAAUCUGCUGGGAUUGUGGUCGUCGCCGGGCGUUAAACCCAGGGAUGAGAAUGGCGAUCAGAAGAAGGAAAUUCAAAACGGAAACUUGCUGGUGGAUUUGGAUAAAGUGACGAAUUUGCAACCAGAGUGUAAUCUCCCUGUUUUGAAAAUAACUGAGAAAGCAACGUUCACCAAGACGUCUACCGAAUGGGCCGAAGUGCUGGACGUCUCCGUUCCCGUUGCUGACUUUGAGAAGCGUGUUCCAGAUCCAGCGUUUAAGUACCCUUACGAACUAGACACGUUCCAGAAACAGGCAAUCAUAAAGCUGGAGGAGAACUGCAACGUUUUUGUCGCCGCUCACACUUCCGCAGGUAAAACGACAGUGGCGGAAUACGCAAUAGCUUUGAGUCAAAAGCACAUGACGAGGGCAAUCUAUACAUCGCCGAUCAAGGCGCUGUCCAACCAGAAGUACCGUGACUUCAAACAGACGUUCGACAGCGUGGGGCUGAUCACAGGGGACUUGCAGAUUAACCAGACAGCUUCCUGUCUCAUCAUGACAACCGAGAUUCUUCAGUCCAUGCUCUAUUGCGCGUCUGAGGUCGUCAGAGACUUGGAAUAUGUGAUAUUCGACGAAGUCCAUUACAUAAACAACGAGGAUCGCGGUCACGUAUGGGAAGAAGUCUUGAUCCUCCUGCCGCCGAAUGUGAGCAUCGUCAUGCUUUCUGCAACAGUUCCAAACACUCUGGAGUUCGCUGAUUGGGUUGGAAGGACAAAAAAGAGGAAAGUGUACGUGAUCAGCACCCUGAAGCGGCCGGUGCCACUGCAACAUUAUCUGUACACUGGGUGUGGAGGAAAGAGCAGAAACGAUCGUUUUUUGAUCGUUGAUUCUGACGGAAAGUUUAAAAAGGAUGGAUGGGACAAAGCAGUCGCUGCCAAAUCAUCAAACACGAAGAAUCCUGGGGAAAAAAAGUAUCAGCUUAAUCCGAAUCAAGAGAAGACUCUAUGGGUCGGGUUCAUAGAUCACCUGAAAAGAGAAAACAAGCUGCCUGUCGUAGCUUUCACUCUAUCUAGGAAUCGCUGCGAUACGAACGCGGUCGCACUGAGGUCCGUCGACCUGACGACAGCAACGGAGAAAAGCCGCAUACGAGUGUUUUUCCAGCAGUGUAUCAUGCGGUUGAAAGAACCGGACAGAGAACUGCCACAGAUAGUUAGCAUGCAGAAGUUGCUGGAGCGUGGAAUCGGUGUGCAUCACAGCGGGAUUUUACCCUUUCUCAAGGAAAUAGUUGAGUUACUAUUCCAGAGCGGAGUGGUGAAGCUGCUGUUCGCGACAGAGACUUUCGCCAUGGGAGUGAACAUGCCUGCAAGAACUGUCGUCUUUGAUUCUGUUCGGAAGUUUGACGGUACUGAGUCCCGCACCCUCCAUCCCGCCGAGUACAUUCAGAUGGCGGGAAGGGCGGGACGCCGAGGUCUGGACGACACCGGAACGGUAAUAAUCCUGUGCAAAACAGACGUGCCAGACGCUCCUGUGCUGCAGAACAUGAUGCUUGGGAAACCGCAGAAGCUUGAGUCCCAGUUUCGGAUGACUUAUUCGAUGAUACUGAACCUGCGGAGGGUGACGGAGUCCGUGACCAUCGAGGGGAUGAUGCGGAGGUCGUUCAAGGAGGUGGCGCUAAUUGCCCAUGAGAAGAAGUACAAAGCCGAGUUGGAGGAGGUCGAAAAACAGCUCGCCGAAUCGUCGGAGUUGACGGAGUCGCAGAAACAGCUCGGGGGAUUUUAUUCAACGGCCAGUGAGUACCUCGACGAGUGGGUCAAGCUCAGGCCUCUUUUGUUAGACACGAAAAAAGCCGCUAAGCACCUGACUCAGGGUAGAAUUCUGCUGAUAUCAUAUCGCGAGCAUCACAACAAACUGGCCGUUCUUCUCGCAACGAUACAACGAAGGCAAGACACGCUUUACAGAGUUCUAACAUUGACUAACGUGCAGCAAUCCAACGCCGAGGAUGAUAUAAGGAUCGAAGUGCCAGGUUCAAAGGUGGAGAAGAAAGAGGAAAAGUCUGACAACUGGUACAAGAUCAUUGGAUUUACUAGAAAGGAAUUGUUUAUUCCCGAAGGUGUUGCUGGGCACGAAGUUCUGACUAUAUCGGCCCCUGAUAUUUUGGAAAUUACCAAACAGAGCAUCAAGGUUGACUUUCAGUUGGUCAUCAGCGACUGGGAAAAAAGGCAGAUCCCCCGGUUCAAGAACGACCCACCCGGAAAAACUUGUCAAGCCGCGGUCCAGGAGCUUCUUACUAUAUCUCUAGAUGCUGUCACGAAUCGCGAGAUACUCGAGCCGUUCGUUGAGAUAAAAUUGAACGAGUCCUCGCUUGUGCCGAGGGUGAAGUACCUGGCUGCAUUGAAGAAGAAACUCGAUAGCAUAACUUGCACAGACAUCGCCAACCUGGAGGAACAAUUUGAAGCUGUAUUCAAGCGGAAGGAAUUGGAGACAAGAAGGGAGAGACUAACCUUUCAGCUCAGUCACGAAAGUCUCUCGCUUUACCCUGAGUACACAAAUAAAGUUAACGUCCUUAGGUCGCUGCGCUAUAUAGAUGAUGAUGAGAGAGUCGCACUUAAGGGUCGGGUGGCUUUGGAAAUGGGAACUCACGAAUUACUGGUAACCGAGCUCAUCUUCAAAAACGCCCUCACCGCGCUGCAGCCGGCUGAAAUAGCCGCCCUGCUUUCGGCUCUGGUUUUCCAGCAGAAAACCAACGUGGAGCUACAGCUGAUAUCGCCUCUGAAGAAGGGAUGUGAAGUGAUGGAGGAGGUCCAGAAGAGCAUAGCCCUUGUGGAACAAGAACACGGUGUCGACCCGAUCGAGCCUCUGAACUUCGGCCUUGUACAGGUUGUCUAUGAAUGGGCGAGGUCAGAGCCGUUUGCGAAAAUAAUGGAGCUGACCGACGUCCAGGAAGGUAUAAUCGUCAGAUGCAUUCAGCAGCUGAACGAGAUGCUGAGGUAUGUGAAGAACGCGGCUGUAAUUAUUGGCGACCCAGUACUGAAAGAGAAGAUGGAGGAAGCCUCGACUGCCAUUAAACGAGACAUCGUUUUCGCUCAAUCCUUUUAUACACAGGAUUAAUCAUGGUUUGACGGUAGGCUUUGUCCUACUUAAUUCAUCGUUAUACUUUUUUUUUCACAAUUUUCCACAAUCUACAAUCGGCAGAAGAUAUGUAUCGCCCUGUUCUUUCUCUUUUUUUUCCCCAUCUUUGUUCGUAUUGCUUUUGCUGCUGGAAUCUGUAUACAAAUGUUUUUUUUAUCUACGGUUGUUUUUGCAUUUUGAAAACUAUCGAUCUCUGUCAAAUUUGUAAAUAUCGCUUUAUUGUUUAAUGCGAGUUAUAAAUUAAAUAUUGUAUGUUCACCAAAAUUGGAGAGAAACUGCAAACUAAUGUUCGAUUUGCAUCUGCGUUUUGCGAGUGUAAAUCAAGGAUUUAUUAAAUUGUAAGAGGAAAAAUCGAAUGA